Molecule: messenger RNA, 2618 nt
Organism: Polistes canadensis
Lineage: Eukaryota; Metazoa; Arthropoda; Insecta; Hymenoptera; Vespidae
Gene: Arc42
Product: short-chain specific acyl-CoA dehydrogenase, mitochondrial
Exons: 5
Coding region: 739-1980 (413 amino acids)
Biological process (GO): fatty acid beta-oxidation using acyl-CoA dehydrogenase; butyrate catabolic process
Cellular component (GO): mitochondrion
Molecular function (GO): flavin adenine dinucleotide binding
Source: RefSeq, a predicted model, not a curated record
UUCUAUUUUGCACACUAUCCUACACAUUCAAACCCCUUUCCUCUCCUACUUCUGCGACUUUUUUUUAUCGAAAAACAUCGCUCGAAAUUUCAUUUUCGUUUUGUUUUGUUAUAGCAACAUACUAUUUACAUGCAUAUGUACAUAUGUGCUAUAUUUUCAUCGUAAAUUCUUAAAGUAACAUUCAAAUUACAUAAUAAAAGUAUUUUAAAUGAAAAUGAAUUCCUGCAAAUGUCCAUUAUCAUAAUACACUACUUCAAAUAAACUUGUACCAUUUAUUUAAGCCUACGUCAAUGUUAUAUAUCAAUGAAGACUAAUUGAAUAACUUAACGUGUUAGAUUAAUUUAUAGUUGAUUAAAGCAUGAAUCAUAAAUUGAAUAUUAUACCGUGUGAAAAAAAAGCAAGAAAAACAACAAUCCAUUUCACGAUAAUGGUCGUUCGAGAAGUUGGACUUUCAACUUACGUAUAAGAAAGUGAAGACAAAUAAAUUAAAUUAAACGAAGAAGCACACAAAUAUUCUUAUAUACAGUCAUCUUAUUUUCUAAUUUCAUUUUAAAUACCAAUAUUGUACAUCUUAUUUCUAUCCGUAUAGUACAAUAAUUUCAAUUAAUUAACUAUAUUUUAUUUGCAUUUAUAUUGUUCCUAUGAGUUCUAUGUAAAUAUAUUCGUUAUCAUAAACUUAAAUCCUACUUAUUACUUUAAUCGUGCGAAUUUAACUUUAUUCGAGUCGAAUAUUUACGAAUGUACUACAUAAUGCAGAACUUGAGAUUAUAUGAAAAACUCCGUAAUUUUUUUCCAACAUGCUACUCGACUACUCGAAACAUCGCUUCAAUUUCAUCUUUACCUGAGAUACAUCAGAUGCUAUACAAAACUUGCAGAGAUUUUGCAGAAGGCGAACUAAAACCUAUCGCAGCAAAAUUGGAUAAAGAACAUCUUUAUCCGAAAGAACAAAUAAAAAAAAUGGGAGAGCUUGGUCUCUUAAGUAUUACGGUACCUGAAAAUUUAGGUGGAAGUGGCUUAGAUUAUAUGGCAUAUGCAAUUGCUCUGGAAGAAAUAUCUAGAGGCUGUGCUAGUACAGGAGUAAUAAUGAGCGUACAUAAUUCAUUGUAUCUGGGACCUAUUGAAAAGUUUGGUACUACGAAACAAAAAGAAAAAUAUAUUAGAACAUUUGUAGAUGGGCAAAAAGUUGGUUGCUUUGCUCUGAGCGAACCUGGUAAUGGAUCAGAUGCAGGUGCGGCUUCUACUGUUGCAAGAAAUGUUGGAGAUGGAUAUGUUAUCAAUGGAACUAAAUCAUGGAUAACAAAUGGGUAUGAAUCAAAGGCAGUUAUUUUAUUUGCUACCACGGAUAAAUCAAAGAAACAUAAAGGUAUAAGCAGUUUUAUAGUGGACAAACCUAUAAGCGGUUUAUCCCUAGGUAAAAAAGAAGAUAAGUUGGGUAUAAGAGGUAGUAGUACCUGUUCUUUGAUAUUUGAAGACUGCAAAAUACCGGAAGAAAAUAUUUUAGGAGAACCAGGAAUGGGUUUUAAAAUUGCAAUGAUGACAUUAGAUUCUGGAAGAAUAGGUAUAGCUAGCCAAGCUCUUGGAAUAGCCCAAGCAUCUCUCGAUUGUGCAAUAGAAUAUGCAGCUAAACGCGAAGCAUUUGGAAGUCCUAUUAUGAAAUUGCAAACCAUUCAACAAAAAUUAGCAGAUAUGGCUUUAAAAUUGGAAAGCUCCAGAUUAUUAACAUGGAGAGCUGCACAUCUUAAAGAUAUUGGUAAACCGUAUACGAAGGAAGCUGCUAUGGCAAAACUAUCAGCAUCUGAAGCUGCUACUUUCUGUGCGCAUCAGUGUAUACAAAUAUUAGGUGGUAUGGGUUACGUCACUGAUAUGCCAGCAGAACGACAUUAUAGAGAUGCACGUAUUACAGAAAUAUAUGAAGGAACUUCAGAAAUACAAAAAUUGGUUAUAGCUGGAAAUCUUAUUAAAGAAUACGAUUUCAGUUAAAUCUUAAUUCGUAUGCACAAGCUACAUAUUUCUAUAUAUUUUUUAUAUGGCAUAAUUUUAUAUAUAUAAGAAAAAAAAACAAUACGUCUUGCAUACUAUGCCCUCUAUUUUUAUUUACCUUUAUCUAUGUAAAUGAAUGUUUGACACAUUAAUACACAUGUAUAUAUGUAUGCUAAUGCACAGCAUGCAUUUACACAUAUAUACUGGUAUUUCACUGAUUAAUCCUUGUCAACAUUACAGGAAUUGCUAUUCAUGAUUUUUAUCCUGCUUGUUAUAAGAACUAGCUUAUGUUUACCUACAUAUUAAGUAAUGAAUAUUAUAAUACAGGUAAUAUAUAUUACGUACAGUGUAGUCCAACUCCAUAAAAGUAACCUGCAUUAGCGAAAUUUAAUGAAGAAGCUACAAGUUUGAAACAGAUAGUGAAAGUUCUAAUUGAACCAGCAUAAACAUCAUUUUUUGGCAAUCAAUAUUCUAGCAAAAAGUAAAUUAAUUAUUUGUUUAUUUAACUAUUAGCGCAUAUAAUAUUUAUAACAAUUAUAUGUAUACCGAUUUGUAUUAUUAUAUAUAUAUUGAUUUUUCUUUAAACUAUUAUUGUAAAUGAAUUCAAGUUUCAAAGUCUAUCUUACACAUUAGCCUAA